ACCGAAUCUCCUCUGCUUCCGCCAUCACUGUCGCCGUCGUUGUCCGCCACGACAAGCUCAACAAGUCACUUUCUUGCCAGUCUCGAGUGAGAGUACCUGGAUAGAGUAUCGGUGACGCGACAUGGCGUCCGCCGCAUACACACUCGCGGCGAAGGCGGCGCAUAUGCUGCUCGUCCCCCUCGAUGCUUUCGCCACCGCGAACGCGCUCGGUGAGGGCGAAGACCCAACGUUACCCCCCGGAUCCCCUCCAACGCGAACCUUUGAGGGACCUUGGUUCCAAACGCAGCUGACGAUAUCGUGUGCUCUUGGCUUCUCGUCCUUCAUCAUCUUCUCGUAUUGCAGGACGCGAUGGCCCAUACUGUUUGCGCCGAGGACGAAGCUGAAAGGCUUCUCCCCACAUGAAGCGCAUGAGGCUCCCGGCCCCACUGUACCCUCCGCUGCGCACCCUUUCGCAUGGCUCUUCGCCCCCUUCGCAUGGAUAGGUCCAACCAUUCGCACUUCUGAAUACACCGUGUUGCAGAUCGUUGGCCUUGACGCGGCCGUUUUGCUAUCGUUCUUCAAGAUGUGCUUCUAUCUAUUCGCAUCUGCGAGUGUAUUUGCGGUCGCCGUCCUUAUGCCAAUCAAUUUUCAGAACAACAAAGACCUACUUGAUGACGGCGACGAUGGCGACCCGAAUGACGAUUGGCCGUACCUUCUUCCCAAGCGCGCUAUCCUACCCUCAACGACCGUCCCCCCGAACUCCACGAAUGGCACUGUUCCCGGCCGCGACUGGCUUGACCUCAUCUCGGAUGCAAAUUCAUACCUCUCCGCGCACCUCGUCUUCACCUACCUCUUCACCGCGCUCGCCCUCUUUUUCAUCCGCCGCAACUAUCGACGCUUCAUUCGCGCGCGCCAGCUCUUCUCCCUCGAGCUUGUGCACUCGAUCCCCGCGCGCACGGUUCUCGUAACGCGCCUGCCGCAGCACCUCAAGUCCGAGCGCGCGCUCGCGGAGUACUUUGAGGCAAUGGAUCUGAGCGUGGAGAGCGUGUCGUUGGUGAGGGAGGUGGGGUCGCUGAAGAGGCUGCUGGAUGCGAGGACGGAGGCGCUGUUGAGGCUGGAGAGGGCGUGGGUGAGGUAUGUGGGGAAUCCGAGUGCGGUAGAGGAGUAUGACCCGGAGGCGGCGGAGGGUGCGCAGUUGGUGGAUGUGGAGGAUGGGAGUGAGGUGGAUUUGGAGGCCAAUGGUGGCUUCCGCAACUACGACGCGGCGACGAGCAACGAGCGAAGGCGCUUCGUAGUCCCACAUCGCCCUCGACCGACUUUGCGACCGCGAUGGUUCGCUCUCAGGCGAUGCGCCUGCCUUCCCUUCCCGGUCCCAUGGCUAGCGCCGAAGGUCGAUGCGUUAGAGUACCUCGAAUCGGACUUCCGUGCUCUCGACGACGAGUUCAAGAAGCGGCGAAGGAACGGCAGGUUUAAGGCGACGGAGACAGCGUUCGUUACAUUCGAGAAGAUGUCGAGUGCGCAGGUGGCCAUUCAGGUUGCGCAUGCCCCUGCACCCCUGCAGACUGUCACGAAGCCAGCGCCUGAGCCUAGGGAUAUCGUGUGGUCCAAUAUGACGCCCUCGCAGCGCUCUAUCAUGACUCGCGACACCGUUGUCAUGGCUCUCAUGGGCUUGCUCUUGUUCUUCUGGGUCAUUCCCACAUCGGCUUUGGCGUCUUUACUGUCGUAUAAGGAGAUCAAGAAGACUAUUCCUUGGCUGGCACGCCUCAUCGACCGGAACGAGACGAUCGAGGCGAUUGUGCAGAACUCCUUACCCUCUGCGGCGAUCAUCACGCUGAACGCGCUACUACCCUUUUUGCUCGAGGCUUUGACGUAUGCGCAGGGUUAUCGCGCGAGGAGUUGGAUUGAGUACUCGUUGUUGAAGAAAUACUUCCUCUUCCUGCUCAUCAACGUUGUCUUCAUCUUCCUGCUAGCGUCGACGUACCUGCAGCUGGUUAUGGAUUUGGCGAACUCGCCGGCGAAGAUUCCGGAGAAGGUUGCGCAGGCGUUGCACGCAGGCAAGGCGAGGCACUUCUUCCUUUCCUACGUGAUCCUUCAGAGCUUGGGUAUCAUGCCGCUGCAAUUACUUAACCUCGGAGUCGUCAUCCCGCGUAUUCUCAUGCGUAUCUUCGUGACGCGGACACCGAGAGACUUCGCCGAGCUGAACGCGCCACCGCUGAUCAACUACGGCGUCGUGUACCCGCAAGCCAUCCUCAUCUUCGUCGUUACCCUGCUGUACAGCGUCACACAGCCCCUCAUUGUUGUCUUCGGCGCGUUGUACUUUGGCAUCGGCUACGUGGUGUACAAGUACAAACUGCUCUUUGUCUUCUACAAGCCUUACGAGUCAAGGGGGCAGGCUUGGCCAAUCACCUUCAUCCGUCUGAUUUGGGGCGUGGUCAUCUUCCAAAUCUUCAUGGUCGGUUUCUUCCUCCUGAAGAAGGCGUAUAUCAUCUCGACGAUCAUGGUCCCGCUCCUGGGAUUCACUGUUGUCUGGACGUGGUGGGUUGACCGCACGUUGGCGCCACUGUCGAAAUUUGUCAGCCUGAGUUCCGUGUGCGAGGUCGAGAGGGGCGAGGAGACUGCUGAUGUUGUGCGGCUGCGGGCGGGCCAUCCGGUAACGUGGAGCCAGAGCAAUUUAAACCGGCGACGGUAUGCACAGAACGACGAUACCCUGUACGUCGCACCGGAGGAUGAGCGGACAGACUACUCGCAACCCCCAAUGGCAAAUUGGUAUGCCGGCGUGCUCAACACUGGCAAGCGCCGCUAUGGUCACCCCGCACUCAACGGUGUUCUCCCCGAACCCUGGCUGCCCUUGAAGAAGGGCCAGACGCUCGUCAACUCUCAACACCUGCACAAGGAUGCGACUGGCAAUGGCGAACCCGCCGUCGUUCUCAGCCUUCGCAAGCGCGCGAGCGUCGUCCACCGGCGACGGUCUGCCGCUGCGCCCGACCUGCUCUCCGGCGAAGCCGCCAACGGCGAGCCACGCGACGACGCCAACCCGUGGCAGCAGGAAAGCCCUGCGCGUCCAAGUCAAAGGCGGGCGCGAACGGCGCCUGCGCCGCUGCACCACCGGCUGAGCUUCGAUCAGGCGACGGGCGUGAUCAAUCUGCCCGAUGACGAGAGCUGGCUAGUCGGCGGGUUGGAGGGAGAGGAAGCGGCCGCAGCGGAGGACGAAGAGGACGUGGACUCGGACGAGGAUUACGGGACGGUGCAGCAUAUCGUCGUGCACAACCCGUCGCGGCGAACGAGCCUGAUGGGGCAGGGGAGGCAGGGCAGCGUAGGACCGCAGAGGGUGGCCAGUGGCUCGCAACCAAGGCCAAGGACGUUCAGCGGGCAGGGGCUGCUCGAUCGGCAGGUGCUUGACGUGCCCGCGCGGCAGCUGGACGCGGGCAUGCGGAAUAGCGGGAUCGUGGGCAGCUUGGGGAGCGUGGCGGAGGUGGGUGGGGGUGGAGGUGAGGGUGGAGGGGCGAUCCAGCUGGGCGGGGAGGAUGUUCUGGGAGGCGGAGAGAGCGUUGUCGGAGAGGGUUCGGUUGCCGGUGACUCGGUGGUCGGGGAGGAGGGGACGCCGUCGAGGACGUCGAGGUAUGGGACGUACUUCCAUCAUCCGGAGAGGAGGCGUUUGCAGAUUCCGGGGGCGUUCCCGGGGAGGUGAUCAAGCGGUUUUCGGGGGUAGGAAUGGGGUUUUGGAGGAGGUCAAGAAGAAACGCGCCGGAGGGGAUUGGAGCAAUGUCGACGCUCAUAUGUGACUAUUGAUCGCACUUUCGUUCUGUGCUAUUGUAUACCUCCUAGUACUUGUAUAUAUGUAGGCCCUGCUUGAUGGAAGGUGGCUUUUGGUUUGUUCGGAUAGGAUAUUAUAUACAUUCUGGCUCAGCCCAGCUUGCUUCUGCUAUGUGGUGUUUACACCGCUUCGGCGAUGGCCGCG
Molecule: messenger RNA, 3937 nt
Organism: Schizophyllum commune H4-8
Lineage: Eukaryota; Fungi; Basidiomycota; Agaricomycetes; Agaricales; Schizophyllaceae
Product: DUF221-domain-containing protein
Exons: 17
Coding region: 122-3667 (1181 amino acids)
Cellular component (GO): plasma membrane
Molecular function (GO): calcium-activated cation channel activity
Source: RefSeq, a predicted model, not a curated record